GCCAUGCGGCACGAACGUCCAUUCGCGCUAUCUACGACUUAUACGAAAACUCUUCAACAUAUCCGAAGUUCCUAAAACGUAUACCCAUUUAUAUGCCUAGCGUAUAUUUUAAGCUGUAUGCAUAACAGCUUUUGCCUUAAUACACAACAAAAAAAAAACUGAAAUAAAAAAAGAAAACUUUAAAAAGUGAACUUUUGUUUGAAAUUCGAACGCGGCAUAGUGCGUCUUUGUUUUUUUUUUCUUGGAACUUUUUACGUGUACCUGUUUAAUUUGCUGAACUGAAUAUUUAGCCGAAAAAAAUUAUAACAAGUAUAAGAAAAGAAAUCUGCAUGAAAAGAUGGACUGGCGAGUGAUUUUGAAACGAAACUUGAAACACCAGACGCACAGCUAAGAUGGUGUCCUACGAUGAUUUUUACGAUGACUUCUUGAGCACUGGCAAACAUGUUCCUACUAUGAAUCUAAACGGCUCAUCCUUUGUAGGAGGAGUUUUGAUCUUUACCAAAACAUUGACUGGAGAAACUGUAGAAUUACUAGAAGAACCCAAAUUAAACAGGACAACUGACAUCAUCGACGUGAAGAUCGUACAAGUGGCUUUCUGUAUUCUCUACUCAAUAAUUUUCGUCCUUGGAGUGUUUGGCAACGUAUUGGUCUGCUAUGUGGUCUUCCGGAAUCGGGCGAUGCAAACUGUCACAAACCUUUUUAUAACAAACUUGGCUUUAUCGGAUAUACUGCUAUGCGUCUUCGCUGUACCAUUAACACCAAUGUACACAUUUCUUGGAAGAUGGGUGUUCGGGAGACUCCUUUGUCACCUCAUGCCCUAUGCGCAAGGAACGAGUGUUUACAUAUCAACCCUCACGCUGACAUCAAUAGCUAUAGACAGAUUCUUCGUCAUCAUAUACCCUUUUCAUCCUAGAAUGAAACUCAACACAUGUGUGUUUAUAGUAAUUUUCAUAUGGGUGUUUUCCUUAGUAGUGACCUGUCCCUAUGGCUUAUUCAUGGGGAUCCAGAUAACUAAUAAUAGAACUUAUUGCGAGGAGAGUUGGCCGUCAGACAAGUCGAGGAAAAUAUUUGGAGUCUUCACUACUGUUUUACAAUUUCUUAUACCAUUUUUAGUAAUAGCAAUUUGUUAUACAUGUGUUAGUAUAAGAUUGAACGACCGCGCUCGGUCGAAGCCAGGUGCUAAAAACACUAGAAAAGAAGAAGCAGAUAGGGACAGGAAAAAAAGAACUAAUAGAAUGCUUAUAUCAAUGGUAGCCAUAUUUGGUAUAUCGUGGCUGCCUUUGAAUCUAAUAAAUAUAUUUAACGACUUCUACGCACAAAUGACUGAGUGGAAUUAUUAUUACGUUUCCUUUUUCCUCGCCCAUUCUAUGGCGAUGGCAUCGACUUGUUACAAUCCAUUUCUGUACGCAUGGCUGAAUGAGAAUUUUAGGAAAGAAUUCAAACAAGUGCUACCAUUUUUCGAAACCUCCGGAGGAGUGAGGAACAGUUAUCAUUCAGGACGAAUGCCAACACAUAAGGCUGAUAAAAUAUGCAAUGGCAAUGACACUAUACAAGAAACUUUGUUAGCAUCUUCCUUUAAUAGAGGGCCCUCAAUAAAACAACGAAUGCUAGAAAUGAAUGACAAGAAAGACAGUGGGGUUGAAAUUGAAAAUAUUUUGCUCGAAGAGAAAACGAUAUCAGCGACGUAUCACACAAAGGGUGAAAAUAUGAACUUACAAUUAAUAGACGAAGAAUCACAGAUCAGCGAUAUCAAAGAAAUUAAGCCUUCAGUAUAGAAACAUUACCAUCACGUUCCGAGACAAUAACAAACAGAGCACCACAAAUUGGUAUAUAAAGCGCAAAAUUUACACUCAUAACGAGUACCAACGUUCUACUUUCACAGCUUAAUUACGAAAAUUACUCGAGCAGAUGUUUUUGAUUAAACCCUUUGUGACUGUAAGCUGUAAACUGACGGAAUGCGUCACAGUGAUGCAAAAAUAGCAGCGAUCGCUUUGAACGCUUGACUAUAACACAACUUCUAAAACUUAACAAAUUACUAUACAAUAACUCAUGUAAUUUUGAAUGAACUCUGAUCAAAAUGACCAACCAAAGUAUAAACUGUAUAUUUUUUUUAUGCAAUAUAGGCUUGCGCUUGACUACAAUUAAGCCUAAUGGAAAGCAAAGUUGGAGCGCGCUUAAGAAGAUGCCUAUUCAUUCUUGCUUUGAAGGUGUUUAAAGUAUAAGUGUCAGGAAACAAACGCCGGAAGGGCAUUCCAAAUAUUUGCUGUGCCUAUUUGAAAUGUGGACGCAAAUCGUUUCGUACGUUUCGUGCCUGGACGGCAACAAUAUAUGCAUGCCACCGUUCGCGACGUCUUGCUGUUCUGUGGAUAAUAGAUAUAAAGAAAAGUUGUGGCAUUCAUGAACACCCGGGACUCGAUCCGCACCACCUCGUCGCUAGGCGUCCACUUGUAGUCGACAGGUGGACCACGGGUGGACGCCGGGUUGUCACCAGUGAACCUCGCGUGGUCAACGAAUUUCCGAGUAGUUAACCGCGAGUAGUAGCUGCCAACAGCGAGCUAUCAUCGAGUGGUCCACUCACAGUCCGCGCGUGGACAUCUCGCGAGCGAGGCGAUCUGGUGAUGGUACGGAGUCGAUGUAGUGAGCGCAUACCCAUAUAAAUCCAUACGAAGAAUACUAACCACUCGAGGCGAGGCGGUGUGAGUCUGGUCCCGGUUGGCUCUAAUGAGUUACGACCUUAUAACGCAUUUUCGCAUAUGCGCCACGUUUUUGUAGAGUGCUCAAACGUGCCAAAGAUAGUUUCAAUCAGGAGAUUUUUCUUUGAAAGAUGGACCCAUGAUCAUUGUGGUUUUCAGACGUCAUUGACGCCAGAAAUUUUAACUACACUCAGUUCAGUUUUUUAACACUUCCUUUACAUAAUUUAAUUAAUGCUAUAAGAUCAACCAUGAUUCUGCUAUGACGACACUUCUGUCUGUUUCCUGCAUUACGAUUAUUAAAGUAUCUAUAAACAUAAUUAAAGUAGGUACAUUUAUAUUUUUACUAAUUCCAAUAAUAACAUGAAAAUUUUAAAUUGAAAAAGAUUUGCUGCUACCAAUUAAAAUAUUGCUUAGCACAAAGUGAAUCAUCGAAUGUUUACUGUUAGUAAUUAAAAAAUUGUUUUAAUUACCUUUGUUAAUUCAUUGUCUUGGAGUAAUUUAAUUGUUCAUUAUUUUGCUUAUUUCGUUAUAUUCAACGAGAUAUUAAACUAUAUUAAAGAUUUCUUAAAUGAAAGAAAGACUAAAAAUGUGUAAAUAACUUUUAAUAAAAAUUAAAUAAAUUAGAUAUUUAAUUAUUUGCUUUGCUUGGUGUGAUGUAUUAUAACAAAAAAUCGAUUAAAAGUUAAAAAUGUUUUAUGUGUAUAUAAUAUUAAUUAGAUAUUAAUUAAAUAUUCAUUUAUUAAAAUAAAUAAAAUAAAUUACCAUAGGUAUGUAGUUAAAACGCAAGUAGGUAUCCAAGAGGCCUAUUGUUUAAGGACUAUUUAAUUUUAACUUAACUAGUAUUUAAGAUGUUGUUUAAAACAAAGUUUAACUUAGAGUAAGGACAUUGUGUUUCUUGAAUAAACUUUGAGCCCAAUUUCAAACUUCGUCGUGUAUAAUAUUACUAUUAUUACUAUAGCAUUAAUAGAAACCAUAAAAAUUGAUAAACCAUACUUCUUCAGUGCCCCAUGGGAGUUGAUAAUAUAGUCUUAACGUGUCCAACAUACAAUCAAUAAUUAUAUUUAAAACAUAAUGGUUAAAAAAUAUAAGGUAAAGUUGUCCUUUACGGAAAUUAAACUCAGGUACAACUUACAACGUGGUGUGAUUUUAGAAAACGAUAUUAUUUUGUACGGCAUCGUUGGCUGUGACACAACCUAUCUUUCUGAAUGUCAAAAAGCAACUGUUGAACUGUUCCUCGCAAAUCAGCAUUGGGAAGAACUUUCGUGUGCCAUUUUUAUGAAACGUACAUGCCAUGCGAAGUCUAUACUAUUUACGUCGUUGAUUUUAGUCAAUCUUAUCCUAAAUGGACCGACCAGAUUAAAUCUGCUGUAGGCGGUCCCUUGCAUGAAUGCACGCGACUCACUACACAAAGGGAGAAGUAGCGAAUGCUCGUGAGGCGUAUAACAUCUGCCUCCAACACGUCCUAAAGACCACGACCGCUCUGUCAAGAGCGCAGCGACAAAGAAGAAGAAUCCUAAAGUCCAAAAUAUUGACAAUAUUAUAGACUGUCUGUCCACGUGCAUCAAUUGUUAACAUUAAACCAUACUACUGUUAAAUAAAGGAAAACAUUACGUCAUUGUAAAAAAAAUAUCCCCUAUUAUGUAUUUGAUAAUUGGACAGAGCUUGGUUACUUUGUUUAUGCCUUUCAGUUUUGUCACUGCGUCUUGCUGUAUCGUAUAUGACUUCUGAAUACAGCGCAGUUAACCAUCCAUAGCAUCGCCAUUGGUAAAAUGAAAUGAAGCAUGAAUCAAUUUUAUACUGAUGAAUUAAAUGUAUUUUACUCAGACUGCAGUGUGAUUAGGUACUGGAUACAAAAGUAGCCCAACUUUGUUUCAAAGUGGUAUAUUGUGAUAUUAUGUUCUGGCUAUGUUGGUCAUAGAUACUUAUAGAUUAUCUAGUCAUUGCCUUCUGUAGAUUUUUUGUUGUAAUUGCUUCUAAAAUUCACAAUUGCUGUAAAAUAAGGCUUCAUUUUUCCUUUCAUUAUAAUUCGAAGUUUGAAAUUAAGUGUUUAUUUAAGAAACAAAAAUAUUUCACGUAAUACUGUAUUCUUAAGACGUUUUGAUUGUACAUAAAAAUCAUUAGCUAUAAGCAUACAUUACGUAUUUUAAUGUACAUAAAAGUAUAUGUAUUGUUCUCUUAUUGGAAAUAAAAAUGAAAAGUCUCUAAUUUCGAUGUACGUAGAAUAUGAACUGUAGAAAUACUUGGUAGAAGUAUUUGUUAUCAAUAUAAAGAAUAAAGGCAUUG
Bicyclus anynana (squinting bush brown) is the source of this 4976-nucleotide messenger RNA. It is a transcript of the gene NGR-A11, whose product is annotated as prolactin-releasing peptide receptor-like. Gene Ontology annotation, biological process: G protein-coupled receptor signaling pathway. Lineage: Eukaryota; Metazoa; Arthropoda; Insecta; Lepidoptera; Nymphalidae. The record is from RefSeq and is a predicted model, not a curated record. Gene Ontology annotation, cellular component: plasma membrane; neuron projection. The transcript is spliced from 3 exons. The coding region runs from base 393 to 1775 and encodes 460 amino acids. Gene Ontology annotation, molecular function: neuropeptide binding; neuropeptide Y receptor activity.